AUGGUGAAGAAGCCUUUAGAGAUCAUAAUACCAGCUCAUUUGGAGAUUCUGAGUACUGUGAAGAUCAACAGCCCAUCUGGUACUGCACGUGCGACGAUAAAAGGCAUCCUCAAGAAGAAACGAAAGAAUAAUUUGAGUUUCAAUAAGAAAAACUUAAAGAAAGCUGAAGAACAAUUACAGUCUGCAUUUGUUCAUUUCUAUGGCAAACUUGAACUUCUGAAAAGUUUCAGUUAUCUUAAUCUUUUAGCAUUUUCCAAGACCAUGAAGAAAUAUGACAAGAUAACAUCAAGACACGCAUCCAAAAUAUACUUGCACAUGGUGGAUAACUCUUACAUCGGUAGCUCUGAUGAUGUUAGUAGGCUGAUGGAUAGAGUGGAGGCUUCAUUCAUCAAGCACUUUUCGAAGUCGAACCUUAGUGAAGGCAUGGAUAUUUUGAGUUCGAAAAAAAAGAAAGAAAGACAUGUAACUACAUUUUUCUCAGAAAUGUCAUCAAGAAAGAUGGCUUUACGCAGUACAUGGAAACUGUGUUUCCACUAUAUAGUUUGUUCGGCUAGUCUUCCACAUGCUCUUGUAUUCAGCAGCCAUAUACUUCUGGAAGCGGUAUCAAAUCAAUUACUCAUUCAUAUUUUAUUAAGUACAAUUCUUGCAACAGCUGCACUUGCAUGUGUACUUGCUAACCUAGACAUGGAGUUGGAUAUAUCAACUAAAAAGUACAAAGCGAUCACAGAAUUACUUCCACUAGCAUUAGUUUCCGUAAUACUUCUCAUAAUAGUUUGUCCAUUCAACAUUGUAUAUCGCUCUAGUCGUAUGUUCCUACUGCGAACUACAUUCCGAUCUAUAAGUGCACCUUUGUACAAGGUCACUUUAUCAGAUUUCAUGUUAGCAGAUCAGCUAAGUAGCCAGGGCCAAGCUCUUAGAAGUGUAGCGUUUUACAUUUGUUACUACACUUCGAAUGACUACAAAAGGAGAGAGACGUACUGCAAAGCAGACGUUGUUUAUAAUUCAUUCUACAUCGCCUUGACUGCAUUUCCAUUUUGGUUACGUGCCUUACGGUGUUUUCGACGAUAUUUUGAAGAAAAAAAUGGAAUGCAGGGAAUUAAUGGUUUCAAAUACUUAAGUAUUGUUUUGUCUGUGAGCAUCGUAACUGCUCAUAGUAAAAGACACACUAUGGGAUUGUACGUAAUGGCUUGGAUCAGUGCGAUCAGUGCAGCUGUCGUUUCUAUAUAUUGGGAUAUUGUUUUUGACUGGGGACUCCUACAAAAGAAUUCGAAGAACCCAUGGUUGAGAGACAAGCUUCUUGUUCCACAUAAAAGUGUUUAUUUCGGAAUAAUGAUAAUGGAUGUGUUGCUCAGAUUUGCGUGGCUACAGACUGUGCUGAACAUUCAAGUUUCUUUCUUACAUAAAGAAGCUAUGGUUGUUGUUGUCGCAUGCCUAGAGAUCUUUCGUCGCGGUGUAUGGAAUUUCUUCAGGAUAGAGAAUGAACACCUAAACAAUGUUGGCAAGUUUCGCGCGUUUACCACCGUACCUCUCCCUUUCAACUAUCAUGAAUUGGAAGAUAAAAUGAGUGAGUAG
Molecule: messenger RNA, 1572 nt
Organism: Papaver somniferum (opium poppy)
Lineage: Eukaryota; Viridiplantae; Streptophyta; Magnoliopsida; Ranunculales; Papaveraceae
Product: phosphate transporter PHO1 homolog 3-like
Exons: 10
Coding region: 1-1572 (523 amino acids)
Biological process (GO): phosphate ion transport; cellular response to phosphate starvation
Cellular component (GO): trans-Golgi network; Golgi apparatus; cytoplasm
Molecular function (GO): inositol hexakisphosphate binding
Source: RefSeq, a predicted model, not a curated record